AGAGGCACAUCCUGUCGUUUUGGAUCAUCAUACGCCACUUUUGUGGUAAACGAACCAGAAGAAUGACACAUUUUGUGCACCGGAACAACCAUGCACAACAACGACAACAAGCAAGACGACACGUGGAGGAUGACUGCUCAGCACGGGACAGGCUCCAUCCUCCCCGGGUGUGACUCUGGUUGCAGCAGUAGCAGCAACAGUAGCCUCUUAAACCCACAGCUUCCUGCUCACAGCACACAAAUGAAAUUGAGGAGAAAUGCGGUGACUGAUGACUAUAAGAUCACCUCGCAGGUACUCGGUCUGGGAAUCAACGGCAAAGUCCUGGAAUGCAUCUGCAAGAAUACUGGGCAAAAGUGCGCUCUCAAGAUUUUGUACGACACAUCUAAAGCCCGCCGAGAAGUGGAGCUGCACGGAAGGGUGUCCGGUGGUCUGCAUGUGGUCCGUAUCCUCAGCAUAUAUGAGAACAUGCACAAGGGGAAGAAAUGUCUCCUCAUUGUCAUGGAGUGCAUGGAGGGAGGGGAGCUGUUUUGUCGCAUUCAGGCCAGGGGGGACCAGGCCUUCACUGAAAGAGAGGCUUCAGAGAUUAUGCGUGACAUCGGCUCAGCCAUCGAGUACAUCCAUCGCAUGGACAUAGCUCAUAGGGAUUUAAAGCCUGAAAACCUGCUCUACUCCUCCAAAGAGACUAACGCAUUACUCAAACUGACUGACUUUGGCUUCGCAAAGGAAACCACUGUGCACAAUUCUCUCCAAACUCCCUGUUACACUCCUUAUUAUGUUGCCCCUGAAGUGCUUGGCCCGGAGAAAUAUGACAAGUCAUGUGACAUGUGGUCUCUAGGCGUCAUCAUGUACAUUCUGCUGUGUGGAUUCCCCCCUUUCUACUCCAACACCGGCCAGGCCAUCUCUCCUGGGAUGAAGCAACGCAUCAAACUGGGACAGUACAGAUUCCCUAACCCGGAGUGGUCAGAUGUUACAGAGGAGGCUAAGCAGCUCAUCAUCCAGCUGCUGAAGACUGACCCUAAUGAAAGGAUGACCAUCGGUCAGUUUAUGAGCCACCCUUGGAUCAGUCAGUCCAAUGUGGUCCCACUCACACCUCUCCAUACCACCCGUGUUCUGACGAAUGAAAAAGAGCUGUGGGACGAUGUCAAGGAGGAAAUGACCAGUGCGUUGGCAACGAUGCGUGUUGACUAUGAACAGGUGAGGAUUAAAGACCUCGCCACAUCCAACAACCCUCUGCUCAACAAAAGACGCAAGAGACCACUGCCUCCAGAAGAUGAAACCCAUUUUGACUAUAAUAAUACAACUACAUAACUACAAUACAGUGUGUUCCCUAAAACAACUGACAUAAUUUUGUACUCUAACAAUUAGUCGUGGCUGAUCAAUAGAUUAGAUUUAUUGAAGACAAAUAAAUAAUAUUUACACAUAGACUUCACUAUCAGUUGAUGUGGCUCGGUGUCGAUCCGUAGGGGGCCUAUUUUCAAAAACUUAAAAUAUUUUCAAAACCAAAACCGCUAGCAGCCUAAAACCAAAUCAGACAACUCCCUUAGACAUAUACAGUGGGGAGAAGAAGUAUUUGAUACACAGUCAAUGGGAAAACCCAUUGGCAGUGUAUCAAAUACUUGUUCUCCCCACUGUAUGUGUCUCCAUGAGCAGUGACAUUAAAAAAAAAAAAAAAAGUUGUUCCCUCAUAAAAGCCUGACUAAUUAUUUUUUACACAUGUAUAACAAAUCUUAAAAUUGCUAUAAAAUUCUCAAACUUUACACUACAUGCAAAAAUAUCACCAAAUACAGAGAUAAUCACCCAUAUUUUCAGGAUCAUUAGCAAUAUAUAUACUGUAUAUAUAGUAUAUAUCAUAUAUAUUAUAUAGUAUAUAUACUGUAUAUAUAUGUUUUUACUCAAAAUACCAGCUUAUUUUUUUAAAUUUAGUGCAAGUUUUCAACAGCUAAUAAAUCACUCACUUUUCACAUCAGAAACGUAAUACUUGAGAAAACCAUGCAGAAUCUAAAUCUAAUCUAAAAUUUACCCAACAAAAGCAAAAUUUGCACUUUUCUAUAUACAAUCACAAUUUAUUUAGGUUGAAUUCCGCUAUUGUAUAGAGAUACAAAAUCCAACGUGGCGGCCGUCAAAAAACAAAGCGCUUUUUAUGUAGAAAAUUCUUAAAAAUAAAUAAAUGCUUAAAUAGUGGAAUUUCUAUGGGUAUGAACGUUAAACAGUCUAGAUUCUGUCACGUCUCUGAAGUCUUGUUAAUGUUUUGUGUUGGUUCAUGUCGGAUGCUUUUAUUUUGGUAGUGGCAUUCCUCCUUAAUUUAACUUUACUUCCUGCUCUUGCCAAUCAGGCUGAUCGUGUCAACCUGUGGCCUUCUGUAUAAAUAAAUAGUCUACGUCUAACCUUCCCCUUUGUUGAUUUGUCUGCUAUCCUGCCACGUCCUAUGCCACACCCUUGUGUAAGCGCUUUUUGACCAGGAUUAAUGUUUUGGAACAAGUGUCUUUUAUUUUUGUGGAAUUGUCUCAGUUGAUUGGUGUCCAGCUGUUGCUGUGAUUUUUCGUUAUCUUCCCUUUUUUUAACCUUACAAACUGGAAAAUAAACACUUUUGUUUGAACACCACUGUUAAACGUUUGGGUCCUUGGUGCAUCCGUGUCAGAUUCUUGGUUAAAAGCAAAAACGGGCAGUUAUCAUUCAUUUUACGUAAAUAUUUCAAGCCAAAGUUACAGUAUUGUUUAAUCCAAUAUGGCGGCCAUCACGGAACAAAGAGCUUUUUAAGUUGGAAAUUCUCUUAAAUCAAGGAUUUUUU
This is a messenger RNA of Corythoichthys intestinalis (scribbled pipefish), 2788 nucleotides long. Its product is annotated as MAP kinase-activated protein kinase 2-like. NCBI's taxonomy places the organism in Eukaryota, Metazoa, Chordata, Actinopteri, Syngnathiformes, Syngnathidae. Gene Ontology annotation, biological process: response to cytokine; toll-like receptor signaling pathway; protein autophosphorylation. Gene Ontology annotation, cellular component: cytoplasm; nucleus. The transcript is spliced from 10 exons. The record is from RefSeq and is a predicted model, not a curated record. The coding region runs from base 91 to 1308 and encodes 405 amino acids. Gene Ontology annotation, molecular function: calcium-dependent protein serine/threonine kinase activity; mitogen-activated protein kinase binding; calcium/calmodulin-dependent protein kinase activity.